AUGGAAGUUAAGUUAGAGGAAGACAUAGACGAUGGAUCAGAGGUGGAUAUGAGUAGUGCAAUAGAUGAUUUAUGGAAAAGGUUUAGGUCACUAGAUGUUGUUUGGAAUAGGGCAUUAAAAAGUAAGGUUUUUGAACUUGUCUUCCCCACAACGACUUCUUUGUGUCCACCAUCUGAGAAAAUAAAACCCAAAGGGGGAGUCAAGAAGAAAGGCAAAAAAUCAGUAGGGUCAUAUAUUGAUGAUGUAGUUAAUGUUGUAUCAGAUGGUAAUUGUGGAUUUAGAGUCAUUGCUUCAUUUCAUGGAUAUGGUGAAGAUGGUUGGCCAAUGGUUUGUCGAGACUUGGGGUUGGAAAUAAUACAUAAUGAAAAAUCAAGUUUGUAUGCCAAUUUAUUUGUUGAUCGGUUAGUAGAAGUGAGAGAAUCUUUGAUGAUAGAGGCAUUUUAUACCUCAACCACCACAUAA
Lathyrus sativus (Indian pea) is the source of this 462-nucleotide messenger RNA. The record is from the annotation of a GenBank genome assembly. NCBI's taxonomy places the organism in Eukaryota, Viridiplantae, Streptophyta, Magnoliopsida, Fabales, Fabaceae.